Messenger RNA from Cetraspora pellucida, 734 nucleotides. NCBI's taxonomy places the organism in Eukaryota, Fungi, Glomeromycota, Glomeromycetes, Diversisporales, Gigasporaceae. The record is from the annotation of a GenBank genome assembly.
CUUCAAUCUCCAUAAUAACAAUCUCAACAGAUAUUUCUAGUUCUUUCUCUAGUUUCUCUAAAGGUAAUACUUACCAUACUGAACGUAGGGAAGGAUUAUAUGGCUCUUGUUAUGCAAGUCAAAUUCUCACUGAAUGCGCUCCUUAUGAUGGAAAUGAUAGUCUGACCAUUGGCUGGCGAGUUGUUGAAGCUUUUCAUACCAUUGCCUUAAUAGUUUCGUUCGCGUUGCUUAUAAUUAGUUUUAUUGUUUGGCAAAAAAACAAUAAUACGAAUCACGCAUUAUGGACUUCAACAGCUUGUGCAAUUCUCGUUUUGGCUUCAAUGAUAGGAGAAAUUGCCUAUUUUGCAAUUAUCUCAAAAACCUUUUCUAGUACAAACACUCCGAGUGUUAAAACCUCUUUAAAUUUUGGUGUUGGAUUUGCUUUGAUUGUUUUAUCAUUUAUAUGCACAUUAGUAUUAAUUUUUAUAUACUGGAAAUGUAAUUCAAUGUCUUAUGAAGAUAAGAUGCAGUACAAUGAUAAUUCACAUUAUCAGACUUCAUAUAAUCAAAAUGUUGGUACUAUUGCAACACCUUAUCAACAUUCAUAUAAUCAAAACGUUGGUACUGUUGCAACACCUUAUCAACCACCGCAAUUUUCACAUAAUCUCGCUGUUAAUAAUACUGCAACACCUUACCAACCACCUCAGUUUUCAACCCCUUAUCAGCCGCCGCAGUUUUCAAACCCUUAUCAAUAA